Molecule: messenger RNA, 1092 nt
Organism: Aspergillus tubingensis
Lineage: Eukaryota; Fungi; Ascomycota; Eurotiomycetes; Eurotiales; Aspergillaceae
Product: putative meiosis-specific topoisomerase Spo11
Exons: 6
Coding region: 1-1092 (363 amino acids)
Biological process (GO): meiotic DNA double-strand break processing; meiotic DNA double-strand break formation; reciprocal meiotic recombination
Cellular component (GO): nuclear chromosome
Molecular function (GO): ATP binding; DNA topoisomerase type II (double strand cut, ATP-hydrolyzing) activity; DNA binding
Source: RefSeq, a predicted model, not a curated record
AUGGCUGGGUCACAUCUAGAUGGCAUGGAAGCAGAGGCGUUCGAACUACCAACAAACAUCACUACAAUUCCUCAAACACCAGUCCAAAGCUACAUUCAGGAGACGCUAGCAUCAAUCCUGGAUGAACUGUCCUCCCCUGAAGGCCAACCGUCCAUUACUCUCAAACAGAGAGGCAAAAGGUUCGCAUCAUUAUUCAUCAACCCACAAACACAGGCCCUGGAGACCUCAGAGAUGCAGACAUACACCACCUACAGAUGGCCCGGCAGAGAUGAGAACGAAGCCUGGAGAUUCACUGUCACAUUACGGGUCCUCGCAGCCAUUGCAGAGGCAGUUCAGGAGGGGUUGGUGGUUUCCAAGAGAGACAUAUACUACAGUGACCCCACCUGCUUUGGCACCCAGAGAACCGUCGAUACCCUCGUUGAUGACUUGACCCACACAAUGGGGGUGGAUCGUGCUGCAUUAUAUGUGGAAGCAGCAGCAAAGGGACUCGUUGUGGGAUACUAUCAAAUGAUCAGUAAAAGCGGUGCAGUGGUGGAUGCGCGUUUCUCAAACCAGGCCGUAUAUCGUCGACUCGCGAGCAGCAACUAUCAAUUCAAAUCCGCAGCAGGCAAGGGUAUCCUUGUUACCGGGAAAGGAUAUCCCGACCUCAACACUCGGGCAUUCGUCCGAAAGCUCUUCGACCACAGCCGCCAACUCACCAAACGACCGCAGUUCUACGCCUUAGUAGACGCCGACCCAGACGGAAUGGCCAUCAUGGCCACAUACAACUACGGUUCAGUGGCUUUUACACACGAGAACCGGAACUUGAAUGUCCCAGGUCUCCACUGGCUGGGACUGAGAAUAACGGAUGUGGUUGCAGGCGCUGAUCCGCUAGACGAUAACACAGUACUCCAUCUCACAAAAAGAGAUAGGAAGAAGGUUGUCGCUAUGCUGUCCAGAAAUCCUAUCUGGGCGGCCGAUGGCCCGGAGCCGGGAUGGCGAGUCGAGCUGCAGCGGAUGCUCAUGCUGAAUGUCAAGGCAGAGACGGAGAUCCUAUAUGACAUGGAGGGAGGGUUGACCCGAUGGUUGGAUCGGAAGCUGAGUAGUAGGUAG